Caenorhabditis briggsae is the source of this 1119-nucleotide messenger RNA. RefSeq names its product Protein CBR-MAP-1 (gene Cbr-map-1). Gene Ontology annotation, biological process: proteolysis. Lineage: Eukaryota; Metazoa; Nematoda; Chromadorea; Rhabditida; Rhabditidae. Gene Ontology annotation, molecular function: metalloaminopeptidase activity. The record is from RefSeq and is a predicted model, not a curated record. The coding region runs from base 1 to 1119 and encodes 372 amino acids. The transcript has 6 exons.
AUGGAAAGUCUUGAGGGUAAAAAAUGCAUUGGGUGUCAGAAACCGGCGAAGCUUCGGUGUCCGACAUGCAUCAAAAUGUCGUUGCCAGACGCGUAUUUUUGUGAUCAGUCUUGCUUCAAAGCGUUCUGGCCGAUUCACAAGAUUGUGCACACCGACCCCACUGGCCCAUACAAUCCAUGGCCGUGUUAUUCAUUCACCGGUCCGCUUCGUCCAGCCCGUGUCACCGAUCGCCGCAGCGUUCCCGAGCACAUUCCACGUCCCGACUACGCUCUUCACCCGAAUGGAGUCUCCCUGGAGGAACGACAAUCGAAAAGUGAAAGAAUCAUCAAAGUGUUGACUGAUGAGGAGAAGGAGGGACUGAAAGUGGCGUGUCGAUUGGGAAGAGAGUGCCUGAAUGAGGCCGCCCGUGCUUGUGAACCAGGCGUCACCACAGAUGAGUUGGAUCGAGUAGUCCAUGAGGCUGCAAUUGAGCGAGACUGUUAUCCAAGUCCAUUGGGAUAUUACAAGUUCCCAAAGAGUUGCUGUACUUCGGUCAAUGAAGUGAUUUGUCACGGAAUUCCAGAUAUGCGAAAGUUGGAGAAUGGAGAUUUGUGUAAUGUGGAUGUGACAGUCUACCACCGCGGCUUCCACGGCGACCUCAACGAGACAUUCCUGGUCGGCGAUAAAGUUGACGAAGAAUCCCGAAAGCUGGUGCAGACCACUUUUGAGUGUCUUCAGCAAGCCAUUGCCAUCGUGAAACCUGGCGUAAAGUUCCGCGAAAUCGGAAACGUCAUUCAGAAGCACGCCAAUGCGAACGGAUUCUCGGUAGUUAAAGGAUACUGUGGACAUGGAAUUCAUCGUCUCUUCCAUACGGCACCAAAUGUUCCACAUUAUGCUAAAAACAACGCCACUGGAGUGAUGAAAGCUGGAAACUCGUUCACCAUCGAGCCAAUGAUCAACGCCGGAACCUUUCACGAUGACAAGUGGCCAGAUGACUGGACCGCCGUCACGAGGGAUGGGAGACGAUCUGCUCAAUUCGAACAAACCCUACUGGUCACCGACACCGGCUGUGAGAUUCUCACCCAACGCACCGGUAACCGUCCGUGGUUUAUGGACCAAAUCGAGGAGAAGUAUCAUUGA